Molecule: messenger RNA, 1518 nt
Organism: Brassica oleracea var. oleracea
Lineage: Eukaryota; Viridiplantae; Streptophyta; Magnoliopsida; Brassicales; Brassicaceae
Product: heat stress transcription factor A-6b-like
Exons: 2
Coding region: 208-1425 (405 amino acids)
Biological process (GO): regulation of transcription by RNA polymerase II
Cellular component (GO): nucleus
Molecular function (GO): DNA-binding transcription factor activity; RNA polymerase II cis-regulatory region sequence-specific DNA binding
Source: RefSeq, a predicted model, not a curated record
UCUUCUCCAUAUAUACUUCUUCUUCAGACCCCAAACCUCCAACACACACAAAAACACAAUCUCUCUGUGCAAUUUUCUCCAAAGUUUCAAUUUUUCAAUUUCAGUUUUCUCUUAAAGCAUUUCACAUUUUCCUUUAUUACAAAUUCACGUUUAGUGAAAUAAAACCACAUCAAGACAUUUAAACUUUUUUUCAAUCUGAAACCACAUAUGGAUCCUUCAUAUAGAUUCAUAAAAGAGGAGUUUCCUACUGGAUUCAUUGUUUCUCCAUCACCACCAUCUUCUUCAACUUAUUCUUACCUCUAUUCAACCUCCAUGGCCCCAAAUGAUCCAACAACAUCAAGCUCUCCACAGCCAAUAGAAGGUCUCCACGAAUCAGGCCCACCUCCAUUUCUGACAAAGACAUAUGACUUGGUCGAAGAUUCAAGAACCAAUCAUGUUGUGUCUUGGAGCCAAGCCAAAAACAGCUUCAUUGUCUGGGAUCCACAAGCUUUUUCCACCAGUCUCCUCCCCAGAUUCUUCAAGCACAAUAACUUCUCUAGCUUUGCUCGCCAGCUCAACACAUAUGGUUUCAGAAAAGUGAAUCCGGAUCGGUGGGAGUUUGCAAAUGAAGGGUUUCUUAGAGGGCAAAAGCAUCUCCUCAAGACAAUAAGGAGAAGAAAGACAAGUAACAAUAAUCAAAUACAACCACCUCAAUCAUCCUCACAAGAACAUUCUCUAGACAACUGUUGCAUAGAAGUUGGUAGGUAUGAUCUAGAUGGAGAGAUGGACAGCCUAAAACAAGACAAACAAGUGCUGGUGAUGGAGCUAGUGAAACUGAGACAUCAACAAGAAAGCACCAAAGUGUAUCUCAAAUUGAUUGAAGAGAAACUCAAGAAAACUGAAUCAAAACAACAGCAAAUGAUGAGCUUCCUCGCCCGCGCAAUGCAGAAUCCUGAUUUCCUUCAACAACUCAUGGAGCAGAAAGAGAAAAGAAAGGAGAUGGAAGAAGCAAUCAGCAAGAAGAGACAAAGACCGAUCGAUCAAGGGACAAGAAAUGUGGUUACUGUGGAAGAUUAUGAUGAUGAUGAUAGUGGUGCUAGAGGUGGUUAUGGAAGGUAUGGAAAUGAUGCUGGAUCCACCUCAGCGUACAUGAAACAAGAAAUGUAUGGAGACUUGUCUGGAUUCGAGAUGCCCGAGUUGGACAGUCUUGCUAUGCAUAUUCAAGGACUUGGCGAUCAGUUCACUAGAAAAGAAGUCUUGGAUGUUGAGAAAAGAGAUGAAGAAGGAGAACAAGAAGGGUACCAAAAGGUGAACAAUGAGAUUUAUGGUGAGGGUUUUUGGGAAGAUAUGUUAAAUGAAGGUCAAAAUUUUGAUUUUGAAGGAGAUGAAGAAAAUGUUGAUGUGCUCAUUGAACAACUUGGUUAUUUGGGUUCUAGUUCAAACUAAUUGAGAUCAACUUGGAAAGAGUACUUAAUCAUUUGAAUCAUCGGGUUUCCUUCUGAAAAGCUUUAUUCAAUUAGGUGAGUCAUAGACUAACUU